GAAGCUCAUGCUUCUACUUCGCGAGCUGCCUUCGCCUUUUGCCGUGCUCUUUAGCUGUCGGCCGGAGUCUACAGUCGUUUCGGCUUGGACUAAAGCGCAAGAUCAGGGUCUUGUGAUCCCCUGUGAAGAUGUGAAUCAAAUUGAACGGGACACUUUCCACACCAUCCGUUGCAUGGUGGACGAAGGAUUUCACGAUUUUAUCAAGGACUCCCUGGCAUGGGAACCAUCUGAUGAAGAUCUUGAUGUCUUUGCGACAGGCUGCCGUGGAUUGCCUAUUAUGGCUUCAACUCGAAUACGUGAAGCACGGUCCCAGAUUCAGUACUACGGUUCUUCUCUUAAAUCGGAGUUUGAAUAUUUCCGUAAUCUUAACGAAGUACCUAUGGAUCUGAAGUCGGAGUACUUGCGAAUAAUGCGACGAGCCUACAUGCGGAGUUCAUCCGGUAUUCGUCCACAUGUGGCCAAGAACUAUCGCGAAGUAGUCGGCAUACUUGUUGCCGCAAGCUGGAGUGAUCUUGGCACUGACGACAUGUCACAACUGCUAGGAAUUGCCGAGGAUGAAGUACGCUCAACACUAAAACCCAUCAGCUCGAUCGUCGAUCUUCCUUCAGACAACGAGCAGACUGUCAAGUUCUACCAUGCAACGGCAAAGGAGUUCAUUACAGGAAAUCCCAUCGGCGAGAAACAAGAUGAAGUAUUUUUUAUUCAUGAUGUCGAGGGGUAUAGCAUUGGAUUACGACUUGUUCGAUUUGUAAAUGAUGUCAUUCAGAAGAACGAGUUUGGCAUUCCCACCAAACUUCCUUUGGGAGACAGAAGGAAGUGGGAGCUCUUUCAGAGCAAGCAGAAACCUAGAGUUGUCAGAAAUGUGCUCGGGCACUUGUUCUCUCACUUGGACCCUUCACUGCUCUUUUCACAAGAAUCUAAUGAAUUGCAAAGAGAGUUUGAACAAUUCCUUUCAAAUAACUUACUCUCAUUCUUCUCAUGGCCCCGGACAAUUCCUUUAUUGGAGGAAUGGAAGUCGAGUGUACAUCCUUGGGAUGUUUAUCGAUCAGGCCUUCCAUUCACUCCGUCGUCAUCACCCCUCCAUGAAUUCUAUGGCCAUAUCUCAGAUCCUGUUCGAGUCUUCAGUGUAUCCGGCGAGUUUUCCGGUGCCUUGAUUCCUUUGAGCGAGGAUGCACGUGUGGCUCAAAGGGUCAUGAUGUCAAAACUGGUUGAACUGCCAAUGGCGUUCGAUGAACAUGGCUGGGAAAAAACUAAUUACGAAGCCGAGUUCGCUGAACAUGAUGUUCGCAACGGAAUCGUGACCUGUGCAGCAAUUUCUCAAAAUGGUUCUCAUGUUGCCCUUGGCUUUGGAAACGGGGCCAUUGAGGUUGCUGACAUCCACCAUCAGCGAAUAAUUUCUCGAUUCCAAUGCAAUCCUCCCAAACCUCCGGUUUGGAUCGAGUUUAUCCACGGUGACAACGUUCAGAUUGCCACUGAGGAUACUGAUGGAAACAUCACUAUUCUCGGUCCUGGAACAAGUAUGGCGAAGCUUGGCACUCUCUCCAGUGGUUGUUUCCCUGCUGUGACUGCGGUGUCGAACGAUGGAUCUUUCAUCAUACGAGUCCCACACAAUCUCGGCCAGGCUUGGUACGAGAACAUGGCACUCAUAUGUUUUUCGGGCAAACCAUCCGUUCAGCUCCUUGCAUCCCCUCCUUCCCCUUCUCAGUCUCCCCAAUCCCACUCUGGUCUAUCCAUCCCUCAACGUCACACAGUUCGAUUCUCUCCAGGGGGCCGAUAUGUCGGUGCUUACGAUACAAAGUGUGCAUUCGUCUGGUCAACAGAUUCACACAACUUGUGCAUUGCUCAAUAUCGCGUGCAGAAUUUCAAGACUUGGAUUUUCAACACUGGUCUUGAACCCCCUUGCCUGCAUGACAUCCCUAUGCCUGUGCUUCGUAACCCCACGUUCCCUUUGAUUCCGCAAAAUGGUGCAAGUCAUCCACGGAGUACUGAGACAGAUUUAGGACACGAUGCGGAAGAAUCCUGGUUGAAGCGCCCUUUUUACGACCUCUCACCCAGCAUAAAAAGUAGCAGGGACCGCGCUAUUAAAGUCUAUUCCUCCGCAAUGGGAAGGAUCCCAUUAACUGCUACCACC
This is a messenger RNA of Cantharellus anzutake, 2131 nucleotides long. RefSeq lists its product as uncharacterized. The record is from RefSeq and is a predicted model, not a curated record. The annotation marks the transcript as partial. The transcript is spliced from 3 exons. Gene Ontology annotation, molecular function: protein binding. Lineage: Eukaryota; Fungi; Basidiomycota; Agaricomycetes; Cantharellales; Hydnaceae.